Molecule: messenger RNA, 1748 nt
Organism: Lontra canadensis (Northern American river otter)
Lineage: Eukaryota; Metazoa; Chordata; Mammalia; Carnivora; Mustelidae
Gene: PABPC4L
Product: poly(A) binding protein cytoplasmic 4 like
Exons: 1
Coding region: 440-1552 (370 amino acids)
Cellular component (GO): cytosol; nucleus; cytoplasmic stress granule
Molecular function (GO): mRNA 3'-UTR binding; poly(U) RNA binding; poly(A) binding
Source: RefSeq, a predicted model, not a curated record
CUAACGCCACUUGUGGAGUUCUUCCUCCGGCAGCUGUAACUUUACACCAGCCUGAGAGAGGCCUAUUUUUAUUCAGAAACCAGCAACCAGGGUGCCUGUAGAGAACGCUCAGAUGGAGGGCCAGCCCACCCCUUGAAGAUUUCUCACAGAUUGAUGGGGAAGGAACGUCUUGCCCUGCCAGCCUUUCUUUGAGAUUUCAGAAUUCUGCUGCUAUCAUACAGUUAGAGCCGAAUUGGUUGCUUGUGGGGGCGGGGGAGGUUUUUGAUGAGGCUGUUGCCUAACCUGCUGGAGCUGUCCCUGAACCCCACCUCUAGGCCUCUAAGCCCUGAUCCUCAGGCCAUCACGCGUGAGCCCGGCCCAGACCGUGGCCUGGUCACCUUGCUGCUGGAAUCGUUCCAAGCGCUGCUAGGGACAGGCUCACGUGGGGAGGAGCAAAGAGAUGAACGUAGCAGCCAAGUACCGCCAGGCAUCCCUGUAUGUGGGUGAUCUCAAUGCAGAUGUCACCGAGGACCUGCUGUUCAAAAAGUUCAGCGCCGUGGGGCCUGUGCUGUCCAUCCGCAUCUGCAGGGACCUGGUCACCCGCCGCUCGCUGGGCUAUGCCUACGUGAACUUCCUGAAGCUGGCUGAUGCCCAGAAGGCCCUGGAUACAAUGAACUUUGACAUGAUAAAAGGCAAACCCAUCCGUCUCAUGUGGUCUCAACGUGAUGCCUACUUAAGGAAAUCUGGCAUUGGGAACGUGUUCAUCAAGAAUCUAGACAAAUCUAUUGAUAAUAAAACCCUUUAUGAACAUUUUUCAGCUUUUGGGAAGAUCCUGUCCUCCAAAGUAAUGACUGAUGAUCAAGGCUCUAGGGGUUAUGCAUUUGUGCACUUUCAGAACCAGAUCGCGGCUGACAGGGCCAUCGAGGAGAUGAAUGGGGCCCUGCUUAAGGACUGCAGGCUGUUUGUUGGCCGAUUCAAAAACCGUAAAGAUCGGGAAGCUGAGCUCCAAAACAAGGUCAAUGAAUUCACCAAUGUUUACAUCAAAAACUUUGGCGAUGACAUGGAUGAUGAGAGACUGAAGGAAGUUUUUGGUAAAUACGGCAAAACCCUGAGUGUUAAGGUGAUGACAGAUUCCAGUGGGAAAUCCAAAGGCUUUGGCUUUGUGAGUUUUGAUAGCCAUGAGGCUGCCAAAAAAGCUGUUGAAGAAAUGAAUGGAAAGGACAUAAACGGACAGCUGCUUUUUGUAGGCCGGGCACAAAAAAAAUCAGAGCGGCAGGCUGAGUUGAAGCAAAUGUUUGAGCAGCUGAAACAGGAAAGAUUUCGGAGAAGCCGGGGCAUGAAGCUCUAUAUUAAGAACCUCGAUGAUACCAUCGAUGAUGAAAAACUGUGGAGGGAAUUUUCUUCAUUUGGAUCAAUUAGCAGAGUCAAGAUAAUGCGGGAAGAAGGGCGAAGCAAAGGGUUUGGGUUGAUCUGCUUCUCUUCUCCUGAGGAGGCCACUAAAGCAAUGGCUGAGAUGAAUGGGCGAAUCUUGGGCUCCAAGCCACUCUACAUUGCCCUGGCCCACAGGCCCUAGGAGAGAAAAACUUACUGCACCAGCCAGUGUUUGCAGCAGGCGUUGGAAUGAUAGUGAUCUCUGCCUGAAUUAUCCUGAGAAAAUUCCAAAUCCCAGCUGAUGGCCACUUAAUUUAGUAAACUUUGUGAUAAAAGGUUUUGUAUACAAAGCUAUUUUUUUCUUGUGUGGAAAAAAUAAAUGAAUCUUGGAAGCUUGA